This is a messenger RNA of Paramecium pentaurelia, 512 nucleotides long. The record is from the annotation of a GenBank genome assembly. Lineage: Eukaryota; Ciliophora; Oligohymenophorea; Peniculida; Parameciidae.
UGAUGAUCAUAUUUUCUCUUUUGCUACAAUAAGCUUUACUUUAAGAUUUGCUGGAUCAUGUGUAUAAUAUUUUGCAAAAGAAUAAUAGGCAGCAAUUAAGAUGUUUGCCAUUCUAGAUGGAAUAAAGAUAGUUAAUCUUCAGACAAUAUGAAAGAAAGUAUGAUAUUAUAUUGGGACUGACUUCUUCAGGAUUUUCUCCUAAAAAUCAGGGAUAUUUAAUUUAACUAACUUUGAAAAUAUUUCAUACCAUUUACAAAAUAUACUCAGAUAAUAAAUAAAGAAUGCACUAAAGUAAGCCAAUGAAUAUGAUUUUAUAAGAUUAAAUUUAUUUAUAGAAACAUAAUUAUCCUAAAAAGAAAUUGACAAAUAAAGAGAAUAAGGAAUUUAAAGAUAGUUUGGACCCAAAAGUACUUAAAUUUCAGAUGGACAAUAAAAAGGGAUUGCAUUAGUAAGAGCAAUAUUAAGGAAUUCUAAAAUCUUAUUAUUAGAUGAUGCAACUAGCUAACAUUUGA